This is a messenger RNA of Rhododendron vialii, 522 nucleotides long. Its product is annotated as protein FAR1-RELATED SEQUENCE 5-like. Gene Ontology annotation, molecular function: zinc ion binding. The record is from RefSeq and is a predicted model, not a curated record. Lineage: Eukaryota; Viridiplantae; Streptophyta; Magnoliopsida; Ericales; Ericaceae. Gene Ontology annotation, biological process: regulation of DNA-templated transcription. The transcript has a single exon. The coding region runs from base 1 to 522 and encodes 173 amino acids.
AUGACCGGACGUAGUGAGGGCAUCAACUCAUUUUUUGAUGGUUUUGUAACUCACACUUCAAAUUUCAAAGAAUUUGUGGUGAAAUAUGAGAAUGCCUUGAGUAGGAUUGCGAAAAGGAAAAAUGAUGAAGAUUUUGAGUCCGAACAUAAGUUUCGGAUCGUUAAUGACCAUAAAUUUUUGUUGAAGCAUGCGGGGAAAAUGUAUACUAGAAACAUUUUUAACAAGUUCAAGAAUGAAUGGAGUAAAGUCUUUCACUACAAAGUUGAAAAUGUGAGAAAUGGCGAUGGUUUUCAAUCUUUUGUAGUGAAGUCAAAAGAUGAUGAACUUGAAAAGUUCGAGGUGACAUUGAAUUCACAUACCUAUGAGUGUAAGUGUGAAUGCCAACAAUUUGAGUUUGUUGGGAUAUUGUGUGCGCACAUUUUGAAAGUGUUUGUCCGACUAGACAUUGAUGAAAUACUAGAACAUUUUAUUCUUCCACGAUUGAGGCAAAAGGCAAACAAAUUUAGGAUAUUUGAUUCCUAA